This is a messenger RNA of Erinaceus europaeus (western European hedgehog), 3575 nucleotides long. It is a transcript of the gene SLC38A7, whose product is annotated as solute carrier family 38 member 7. NCBI's taxonomy places the organism in Eukaryota, Metazoa, Chordata, Mammalia, Eulipotyphla, Erinaceidae. Gene Ontology annotation, biological process: amino acid transmembrane transport. Bases 247 to 1731 code for a protein of 494 amino acids. The transcript is spliced from 12 exons. The record is from RefSeq and is a predicted model, not a curated record. Gene Ontology annotation, molecular function: L-leucine transmembrane transporter activity; L-alanine transmembrane transporter activity; L-histidine transmembrane transporter activity.
UGUCAUCGUUGUUUGAUAGGACAGAAAGAAAUGGAGAGAGGAGGGGAAGACAGAGAUGGUGAGAGAAAGACGCCUACAGACCUGCUUCACCGCUUGUGAAGUGACUUCCCUACAGGUUAAGAAAAGUCAGACCCACAGUGAAUAGGUUGGUGCCAUCCUCCAGCCAAAGGUGUUCCCUCUGCUGUUCAUCGGAUGUGGUCGUGAGGUGGAACCCACAGACCCUGCAGGAAGGGGGCUCCCAGGGCUAUGGCCCAGGUCAGCAUCAACAGUGACUACGAUGAGUUGGGCUCAAGCACAGAUGCUGGGGAGCGGGCCCGUCUGCUGCAGAGUCCCUGUGUGGACACAGCUCCCAAAACUGAAGGGGAAUUCUCUCCUGGGAGCCUGGCCAGAGGCAACACUUCCACACUGGGGGCCGUUUUCAUCGUAGUCAAUGCCUGCCUGGGUGCAGGGCUGCUCAACUUCCCGGCAGCCUUCAGUACUGCCGGGGGUGUGGCAGCCGGCAUCACACUACAAAUGAGCAUGCUGGUUUUCAUCAUCAGCGGCCUUGUCAUCCUGGCCUACUGCUCCCAGGCCAGCAACGAGAGGACCUACCAGGAGGUGGUCUGGGCGGUAUGUGGCAAGCUGACAGGCGUGCUGUGUGAGGUGGCCAUCGCCACCUACACCUUCGGCACCUGCAUCGCCUUCCUCAUCAUCAUCGGAGACCAGCAGGACAAGAUUAUAGCAGUGAUGACAAAGGAGCCUGAGGGGACCAGCUCCUGGUACACAGACCGAAAGUUCACCAUCAGCCUCACUGCCUUCCUCUUUAUCCUGCCCCUCUCCAUCCCCAGGGAGAUUGGCUUCCAGAAAUAUGCCAGCUUCCUGAGUGUCGUGGGCACCUGGUAUGUCACUGCCAUCGUUAUCAUCAAAUACAUCUGGCCAGAUAAAGAGAUGACCCCAGGGGACAUCAUGACCAGGCCGACUUCCUGGGUAGCUGUGUUCAAUGCCAUGCCCACCAUCUGCUUUGGCUUUCAGUGCCAUGUGAGCAGUGUUCCUGUCUUCAACAGCAUGCGGCGGCCUGAGGUGAAGACAUGGGGCUGGGUGGUGACGGCUGCCAUGGUCAUAGCCCUCGCUGUCUACCUGGGCACAGGCAUCUGUGGUUUCCUGACCUUUGGAGCCGCUGUGGAUCCUGAUGUGCUGCUGUCCUACCCCUCAGCGGACAUAGCUGUAGCCGUUGCCCGAGCCUUCAUCAUCCUGAGUGUGCUCACCUCCUACCCCAUCCUUCACUUCUGCGGGAGGGCGGUGGUGGAGGGGCUGUGGCUGCGCUACCAGGGGGUGCCCGUGGAGGAGGACGUGGGGCGGGAGCAGCGGCGGCGAGUGCUACAGACGCUGAUCUGGUUCCUGCUCACCCUGCUGCUGGCGCUCUUCAUCCCAGACAUCGGCAAGGUCAUCUCCGUCAUAGGAGGCCUGGCUGCCUGCUUCAUCUUCGUCUUCCCAGGACUUUGCCUCAUUCAAGCCAAACUCUCUGAAAUGGAAGAAGUCAAGCCAGCCAGAGACAGCCAGAAAUUGACGGAGAAGGGGAAGAUAGAGAGGAAAAGAGACAGAGACAUCUGUAGCACUGCUUUACCACUUGCAAAGUUUUCCCUCUGCAGCUGGUGGGUGCUGGUCAGUUAUGGAGUCCUUUUGGUCACCAUGGGAGCUUUCAUCUUUGGUCAGACCACAGCCAAUGCCAUCUUUGUGGAUCUCUUGGCAUAACCACUCACUCCAAGGAACUCGUGACCUUUAAUCAUACGGUUGUAGGAGCCCAACACACAACUACACGGUGUCCUGAGUUUGGUAUCAGUGCCCUCUACUGGUGGGAGGACAUCUGGACAUCCUCUUCCAGGGACAGGUGUGGGGUGAAAUCAGUCCCCACAUCUCUGAACAACUCAAACCCAGCUCCCUUCCUGUGUCCACACCCUGGCAGUGGAUGGUGGGAAGUCUCAUGUCACAGAGGGCCCUUCACCCCACUCCAACUCUCAACUGUUCCAUGCUCAGAUCCCAUCAGUGAAGAGGGUCAACGGGUCUCAGAAGAAAGAGUGAUCAUCCUUCCCAAAGCAGCAGCUGUCCUGAGCAGGGACUGUGCUCAUUACCCCAAGACUCAGUGCCUGCUCCAGUGUGUCUGUCACUCAGCUAGCAAUGGCUUCCUCUAAUAGCUAUCUGGUAUCUUCCAAAGGUAGCACUGAAGUUGUGCAGAAGCUCAGAGGCAGAUAGAUUCAGGCCUUGUCCACACCCCGAGCACCUAGAAUAGACCCGACAACCCUCUUUCCUAUGGCCGGUGGGUAUUUCCAGAGUCUUUGGACCUCAACUAUCUCCCCAAACCUGCUGGUCCAGGCACCUCUCUCCUUCUCCCCCUCCAUCCUCAGACAUGAUCAAGUCUAAUGUUUACAGUCGGUACCGGCCCUGCUCUGGACACCAGGCCAGGGCGGCCCCGUCCCAUGGUGCUUUGAGUACUCCGUUAGCUUUCCUCACGAGGGUGGGAGAGUCUGCUUUGCUCGCUCUCUCUCACUCUCAGACUCCGGUUGGGCUCCUUUUUCAGAGACACUAGUUUGGGUGAUGGAGAAGCUCAGAGCCUUUUAGACCUAUGCAGGCUGGGCAGGUCAGGGUCAAGGAGAACCUCCCUGAUGUCUUCUCUCCUAUGAUUGCUUCCCUUUCCCAUGCCUACUUCUCUCCCCCUCCCCAGCCAGCCCUACCAUGAUAACCCAGAGAGAAGAAAGGCUGACUGAGCAACACAGAUGCAGGUUUCCCUCCCAAUCUGAAUCUCACUGUCUGUCACUUCUAACCCCCCCUACCCCAUUUCUCUGCACAGCUCAAUCUCUCCUGCUCACCUAAGUAUGGGAGGGUGAGAGGGGCUAUUCCGAGUCUUCUUUGCUUGUUUCCUCAAUUCCACACACCUACCAAGCCCGCCCAUGGCAGCCUGUCAAUCACAAUGGAGUCACAUCUGGAUUACUGCCCCAGGCAGGGUUGAACAGGAUACUACCCACGUCCACCCCUCCCCCCCCAGUACUCCCAUAGAGCUACCUUGGCCCCUUUACUUUGGCCAACCACAAGCACCAAAUUAGACUUCCUUCUGGAACACUCAGUAAACUCCUCAAUCCCACCUGCACAAAACUUACACGCUGGGGUAUGUGGUAGGGGAAGCAGACCCUUCUCCCCCCACCCCCCAACCAGCCAUCAGCCUUCCCACUCAGGACAACAAAAUUGAUCAUGUGUACUUGGUCUCAGACUAUAUGACUUGCAUUUCUUCACAUCCCUUUUCAGGCCCAAAGCCAGACCCACUCUGUUGUUACUUCUCACCUGCUACACAGCACCCAGCCUGACAAGGUCAGGAUGACACAGUUAGCGGGACUGCAGAGCCUCCAUCACGGCAUCAGGAAUGGAAGUGGGUGGAGUAAGCAGGGCCACUGCAUAGAUCUGUUGGAAAAAGAAGCUGAAAUUAAGCCUUCUGGCCUAAACUCAGGCAUCCCCAUCCUGUCCUGGCCACCAGGCCACAUUACUGUUUGUUUUCUUCCUGCACACAUGCAGGUUAGGGAAUUUAAUAAAGGGGCUUGUGCUGCUGA